AUGGCCAGUGUUGGUGUCAGAGUAGCUGUCUUGACGGGCCCACCCGGUUGGCCCAAUGUGAUCAGUCCAAAAGAUGCGAGUAUCCCGGAUAUAGCUGUGCUGACUGGCCCAACCAGCUGGCCCAAUGUGAUGAGUCCGGAAGAUGCCUGUAUCCCGGAUAUAGCUGUGCUGACGGGCCCAACCAGUUGGCCCAAUGUGAUCAGUCCAGAAGAUGCCAAAGAUGGGCCCAUGGGCCCACCCAGCUGGCCCAAUGUGAUCAGUCCAGAAGAUGCCUGUAUCCCGGAUACAGCUGUGUUGAUGGGCCCACCCAGCUGGCCCAAUGUGAUUAGUCCAGAAGAUGCCUGUAUCCCGGAUACAGCUGUGUUGAUGGGCCCACCCAGCUGGCCUAAUGUGAUUAGUCCAGAAGAUGCCUGUAUCCCGGAUACAGCUGUGUUGAUGGGCCCACCCAGCUGGCCCAAUGUGAUUAGUCCAGAAGAUGCCUGUAUCCCGUAUACAGCUGUGUUGAUGGGCCCACCCAGCUGGCCCAAUGUGAUCAGUCCGGAAGAUGCCUGUAUCCCAGAUCAGCUGUGUUGA
This is a messenger RNA of Haliotis rubra (blacklip abalone), 573 nucleotides long. RefSeq names its product collagen alpha-1(VIII) chain-like. The coding region runs from base 1 to 573 and encodes 190 amino acids. The record is from RefSeq and is a predicted model, not a curated record. The transcript has 3 exons. NCBI's taxonomy places the organism in Eukaryota, Metazoa, Mollusca, Gastropoda, Lepetellida, Haliotidae.